Molecule: messenger RNA, 2423 nt
Organism: Cadophora gregata
Lineage: Eukaryota; Fungi; Ascomycota; Leotiomycetes; Helotiales; Ploettnerulaceae
Exons: 5
Coding region: 549-1922 (457 amino acids)
Biological process (GO): transmembrane transport
Molecular function (GO): transmembrane transporter activity
Source: RefSeq, a predicted model, not a curated record
CGGAUCUAGACUCUUUUUUGUGCUGGAAUUUUACAUAGAUAUUCACGCCGACCUCAAACCCCCACUAUUAUUGGCACUCCCUAUCGCCUGUAACACUUCGGUGGCAGUCCCCCCUCUGCCUACUACCCCGCAAUCGACCGAAACGCGGGGGAGGGUCAGUGUUCGGGGCUUGACAGCUGCGUAAGCGUAAACUAUGAUCCGGGGUUUUCCAUGAAGCGUUGACUCUGCCACAUGCACGGGGCUGGUGCCCAGGCCCUUGAUGGUGGCAGUCUUGGUUGUAAUGUUGGUGUCGCUUGGGGACUUGAGAGACGUCUUGGACACGCAGAGAAACCAUUUAAAGCAGAGGUGGAUGGCAUCACAACGAGGGCUCUCUUCAUCUCGACCAUCGAGCUUGAAACUACCGCACUCUGUUUGGACUUCUGCUCUCUUUUCAUAGCUCCUUGCCAGGAGCGGGUCAAACGAGUAAAGUUGAUCAUCAAUCUGCCUCAUUAUCUCAGCCUCCCAAUUCAAUCACAGUCGGCAGGGCUUACCACAAAAUACUUGUCAACAUGCAGGACAUCAAAGGCCCAACCAUCGAGCAGAUCGAGUCUUGUACACCAGCCGCAACGGACACGGCGGCAAAGAAUCUAGAUGGCACCGUCCAGUUGGUCAGCGACCAAGGUGUCAUCUUGAUACCAACUCCGAGUUCUGAUCCUAGGGACCCUCUCAAUAUUCCAUUGUGGCAGAAGCUGGUCAUCCUAGCCACAACAUGCACCUAUUCAACAAUGGGUCUCACUGCUGUUUCCGGUCUUGGGGGUAUCUUGGGAGAGUUCAUUCCAACCUAUGCAGCUCAAGGGAAGACAUACGCAGAUAUAAGCAACCUGAUGACCUUCCCAUCUCUUUUCAUGGGUAUCGGUAACAUGAUCUCCAUGCCUCUUGCUCUAGCAAUUGGUCGACGUCCAGUCUUUCUAGGGUCUUGUGUGCUGCAGGUUGUCUCACUGGUCCUCUGCGCUACCAAUCAAGGAUACACAUGGCACUUCGCGGCUCGAUGUAUUCUUGGCUUGGCUGCUGGUCAGAGUGAAGCUCUUUGUCCUUUGAUGAUCUCGGAGGUGUUCUUCCUGCACGAACGUGCCAGAUACCAACAGCUCUUCUCCUCUAUCCAGACCAUCAUUAGUGGUACACUCAUCAUUCUCACAAGUUACAUCGCUACCACAGUUGGGUGGAGAGCAUGGUACUAUCUUUUUGCUGGCUUCAGCGGCUUGGUCCUUUUCGCAGCCACAUUUUUCGUCCCGGAGACGAAAUACAUCCGAUCGCUUGCAGCAUAUGAAGGAAUGGGUGCCCAUCCAGAUAUUUCCGAGUCGAGUAUUGCGAGAUCCGACGUUGAGAACCCAAAACAAGUCCAGCAUUUCAAAACGGUCCACGAUGAGCGAGUCCUCGACACCGUGAACUACCUGCCACGAACACGUGCAUCGGAUAUGAGACUGUUUGUCAACAAAGCAGACUGGAGCGAGGCAAUCUCUUGCAUCAAGCACCAAUGCCAAUUGUUCUUCUUCCCUGACGUGUUCUGGGUAUUUAGUAUGAACGGUGUAUUCCUGGGCGUGAACAUCGCUAUGGGACUUACCUACGGCAACAUCCUUGGGGAGGCUUAUCACUGGGCUAGCAAAUACAUCAGUGUUGCAAUGGCAGGACAGAUCAUUGUUGCAUUCGUCUGCAUUCCAAUGUUAGGCUACGGCUCUGACUUCAUCGUCAAGUUCAUGGCUCGCCGUAAAGGUGGUAUUCAUGAGCCGGAACAUCGACUUCUGACACUUAUCCUUCCACUUAUCCUUGGUAUAAUGUUUUCUGUAAUUUAUGGCCAAGCUGCUGCAUUCCCGGAGAAGUAUCAUUGGAUGGCAAUCGUUAUUACACUGAAUGGCUAUUUCUUCACCUUCAUUGAGCCAAUAUAGCUGGCAUUACCUACUGUCUAGACGCGUACCCAACACGUGGUGCUUCCUGUCUCGUUAUGAUCUGCGCAAUGCGCGGGGUGAUCAGCUUCGCUCUUAGCUAUGGUACUGUCUCUUUGUACUCAAAGCACGGUUAUGAUGGCGCAUUUGGACUUUUUGGUGGUAUUACUGCUGUAUUUGGAGUUCUUGGUAUUGCUGUCUAUUUUACUGGGAAGCGUAUCAGACACUUGGUUAGUCCUUGGACCCAGGUUGAAGAUACUACCAAAGCAGCUAUGGGGUAGAGUAGCCGUUUGGGGAUACGCACAUGGCUGGACGGAGAAACUGAGCUUGAUUGGGUAGAUCUAUGACUAUUCUAGAAGUGGACGGCGGAGAUGAGACGAUGUUCGCAAUGCUGGAAUGGAUUAUCAGAGUACUGUAGCUUGAGUCUAGCCCCAAUACGCUGUCUUUGAAUGUAUUGCGAUCGAUUACUACUGCUUUACACUCCAGAAUAAAUGCACAUGAGAC